UUGGGGUAGAGUGAAGCUACCGAAAGAAGCAGGAGCGGGAAGGUUUACAGUUGCAUUCCAACGCUCAGCACUCCUGUCGUCUCACCUGCACGGCCGGUGAAGAGGUCCACUGUGAUAAAAAUGCAUCCAGAUAAACACUUACCUGAAUUGGUGGCCGAGAAAAACAGCUUGGACCCCUCUUUUGUACAUGCGGUGCGCCUGCUUGCUGAAGAGAUUGAAAAGUAUGACGGCGAUGAAUUGAGAAAAGAUGGUGACAUGAAGAAAUACCUAGACAUCAUCAGCAAUAAAAAUAUCAAGCUCUCUGAAAGAGUUCUCAUUCCAAUCCAACAGUAUCCAAAGUUUAAUUUUGUCGGGAAGCUGCUGGGGCCACGGGGAAAUUCCAUGAAACGAUUACAAGAAGAAACGGGAGUGAAGAUGUCCAUCCUCGGCAAGGGGUCCAUGAGGGAUAAAGGCAAGGAAGAAGAAUUAAGGAACAGCGGGGAGGCCAAAUACGCCCAUCUGAAUAAUGAUCUUCAUGUUUUAAUUGAAGUCUUUGCUCCACCUGGAGAGGCCUAUUCCCGCAUGAGUCACGCCUUGGAGGAGAUUAAAAAAUUCCUAGUUCCAGACUACAAUGACGAGAUCAGACAGGAGCAACUGAGAGAGCUCUCCCUGUUGAACGGCUCUGAUGAGUCGAGCAGAGGGAGGAGUGCGCAAGGGAGGAGUGUACGACCAGCAAGCACAAUAUCCACGAGGGGCCACAGAGGCACAGGAAGGAGUGUAGCAGCACCCCGGGGAGCAGCGGGAGCGACACACAGCAAACUUCCCACGACUGCUUUAACUAGGGAGGUACAAGCGCCUAGAGCCAGGGGGGCAGCAGGGAGUGCUGGAUACAGGCCCCCGCUGUUAGCAGCAACACAUGAAUCAUAUGACGACUAUGGCUACGACGAUGGGUAUGGUGGAGAAUAUGAUGACGAGAGCUACGAAGCCUAUGAUGACAACUACAGCAAUCAGUCGAAGAGCAUUUCAGAAUAUUAUGAAUAUGGACAUGGAACCUGUGAUGAAUCCUACAGCAACUAUGAGGAGGAGUGGACGACUACCCGUCCCAUUCUCAAAGCCCCAAUUUUACGGCUGACGAGAGGGGGCUACAGAAAGCAUCCCUAUGGUAGAUACUGAAGGUGCUCCAGAUCUGUGACCUCCUAUUUCAAACUGUUUAUAUAUUUUUUAAUUCCGCAUAAAAAGUUGUAACAUUUGCUUUUUUGUUUGUCUCCUUCAGAAACUGAAAUAAAAAAAAAACAAAAAGCACUUAAAUCCACAAACUUUAACAUUAUUGCAGUAUUAUGACUGCUUUAUUCAUAAAGGUAAAGAGAUUUUUUUUUGAAAAAUACAGAGGAAAUGAAAAGAGACAUUCAUCUACAGUCACCCAUGUAUAGGAAGGUUGUUCUUAAAAUUGGCUGUUUAAAUUCCCUUCAUUUCACCUCUACCCACCACCCACCCCAAAAAAUAGUGCUUUCGGAUUUUUAACAUUAAACUGCAUACUUUUUCAUGUUAUGGCAAAGAGUUUGACAAAUUGGUUUCCAUGUAUUGCCUUUCAUGCAGUGAUUAUCAAGGUUUCCUGGCGCGCCCCUGUAAUGCCAGAAAAAAAGAGAGUCAUGGUUUCUUGCCGUGACUUGACCGAGAGACAUGUAGCGUGUAUGUUGACCAAUCAUAGCUGUGUUGUCUUACUUGCAGUACACCUAACUGCACUGAUUGUUCCUCUGUUGCUUCGUUAGAUAUACAGUAUUUUGCGGUCCUGUGGGUCAUCACUGAAGUUGUCAGAUUUGGAGAAAGAAAACUAAAAAAAUACAUUUUCACAAAUGUACUAAUUAUUUGGCUUAGUAAAAGUAAAUCAAGAGCGGGUUUAUGGUUACUUUGUCUCUUGAAGAUCAAUGUUGGUAUGCAGAAGCUCCACUUCCUGUUUGAUUCCAACUUUGGCUUCAACUUGGUAUGCAAAAAUCAUUAUCACGGUAACAGAUCUAGAACCACGUAUUGCUCUGAACACAAAUGACCUCAUAAACUCCAUUGAAGGCAGCAGAUGGAAACCAGACCUUUUCCAGAUUUGAAGGCCUCUAUACAAAGUGACCUGGACGUUUCUUAUGAAAAGGUUUAAUGUUCAGAAAUCUAAAUCAGUCCUCACGUUGCCCCAUAACUGACUGCAAUAUGAUGACUUAAUGGUAAAAGUUCAUGGAGUUGAUACCACAGACUAAAGUUAGCCUAAGUUAUAUUGUGACUUUAAAUUAUAUAAGAUGUGAGAUCGUAAUCGUAAUGCAAAACUUCUUUUUGUUUGGGUUGAA
This is a messenger RNA of Micropterus dolomieu (smallmouth bass), 2309 nucleotides long. RefSeq names its product KH domain containing, RNA binding, signal transduction associated 2 (gene khdrbs2). The transcript is spliced from 9 exons. Gene Ontology annotation, cellular component: nucleus. Gene Ontology annotation, biological process: regulation of alternative mRNA splicing, via spliceosome. NCBI's taxonomy places the organism in Eukaryota, Metazoa, Chordata, Actinopteri, Centrarchiformes, Centrarchidae. The coding region runs from base 121 to 1152 and encodes 343 amino acids. The record is from RefSeq and is a predicted model, not a curated record. Gene Ontology annotation, molecular function: mRNA binding; poly(A) binding.